Nezara viridula (southern green stink bug) is the source of this 4667-nucleotide messenger RNA. Lineage: Eukaryota; Metazoa; Arthropoda; Insecta; Hemiptera; Pentatomidae. The record is from the annotation of a GenBank genome assembly.
CUUAGCUUUCAAUUCCUCGUUUUCUGGGUCUGCUGACAAUAAUUCAUCUAUUUUUUUACUAUAAUUCUCCAUAAUUACAGUACUUGCUGCAAGAUGAUGUCGAGCUGCUACAAAUGCAUUCUGUUCUAUUAAGAACUGUGACAGUGUAGCAGAAUUCAAUGCCCAGUCAAUUACAUCCUCUAUGUUAGUUAAUUGCCUCUUCAAUGUUACGUGGCAAUACUUGGCAGCUUUGGAAGGGUUGUUAUUUUUUGCAUAAACUUGUGCAAGAUAAAAUAAUGUCUGUGUAUGACAUUUUUCAUAAUCAUUGUCUUGAUUCUUAAAACUCUUUUCUCCAGUAAACAAUUCUUCGAAUUCCAAUGCUGGAGCUUUAAUUUCUGAAUUAUAGCGAAUGUAAAGGCUUUCUGAUAACUCCAAAUAUUCUUGGGCAGGAGAGUAAUUUUCUUGAUUAGAAGCCCAAAACCCUAAGUUAUUCAAACAAGUCAUAGCACAUAGAAUCCUCGAGGGACUCAUUGCAUUGGCUACCAUAUCAUAAGCUUUUUUAGCUAAUUCUGUACCUGUAGAUAUCUCUUCAACAUCAUAAGCUAUAAUAGAACUAAGACAACAUACUACUGCAAGCAAGUCUAGGAGUUGAUUUUGUGCAAUUUCUUCUUGGUUGUGUUGUACUAUUAAAUUUGUCAUAUCAUUUAAAAUAUCCCUGGCUUCAUAUUUAGAUUUAUAGGGUUCAUUUUCAGGAUCAGUUUUAGAUGCCUCUUUCAUAAGGUAAUUAACUUUAAGAAACUUCUCUUUAAGUUCUAUUACAAUUGAGUUAUUACUUUCACCCAUGACUAAAGUUAAUCCUUAAGACAUUGACAUAACAGAAAUAGAAUAUAUUUAUUUAACUAAUUAAGUACCGGUUUUAUUGACAGGGAAUGUUUUGAAUGAAAACACUUACUCAAACAGCUGUAACUAUAGUGACAACUGAUUUUUUUUUUACUGCUACUUAAUUUCAAUGAUGAUUUUUAUUAUCUACAGAAGCAAAAAUAAUGGGUUUUUUAAGGCUACUUUAAUGUUUGGUAGAAAUUUUGUUUUUAUUGAAUAGAGCAUGUUUAAAUAUUUUUUAUAACAGACGAAUCGAUUGUAUUAAUUUUCGAGUAUUUCAUAUGAAUAUGCAUAAAAAAGAAAAGUAAUUAAUUCGAUAAAACUUUAUUUAUAAACUCUUUUGGGAUUAAAUAUGUGUCAAAAAUGUAUGCUGCCUCAAUAGAAUGCUUGAAACUCCUGUAAAUAUGAUUAUAACCCGACCAAAGGUUUCGUUAUGGAUUAAGGUCUGUCGUUAGUUGGAUCUAUCCUGGUAUAUCCCUCUUUAUGAUUUCUACAUCUGCUAGAAAUAUUGUGUUGUUUUUUUCAAACAUUGUUGUAAUAUCUUAUUUGCUGGGUAACAGCAUGGCUUGGAGAUCUCAUGGCAAAAGUAAUCUAGAUCUGGUUCAGAAUUUAAGAAGGAACAAUAUUAUUCGAAGUGAUGUUGUCGAAAGGGUGAUGGCUCAAGUUGACCGGGCAAAUUAUGUCUCCCAUAAUCCUUACAUGGAUGUACCUCAAGGUAUUGGAUAUGGAGUCACAAUAAGUGCCCCACACAUGCACGCCCAUGCUCUUGAACUACUGAGGGAAAAAUUGGUUGAUGGUGCAAAAGCUCUAGAUGUUGGAUCAGGUUCAGGGUACCUUACUGCGUGUAUGGCUCUCAUGGUUGGACCAUCUGGAUUAGCUGUUGGUAUUGAUCAUAUUAAAGAACUGGUUGAUAGUUCAAGAUCUAAUAUUAAAGCAGAUCACCCUGAACUUAUUGAAUCUAAUCGUCUAAAACUAAUUGUGGGAGAUGGACGUCUUGGUAGCCCUGAAGAUGCUCCAUUUGACGCCAUUCAUGUUGGUGCAGCAUCUCCAGAUUUGCCUAAAGAUGACAUAAGAUGUUCCUUUAAUGAAAUGGACAGCCCUUAUGCUCGGGGAGCAAAAUUAUAUUGGACUGCAAGAGCACGUAUGGCUGAUGAAGCAGAUCUACCGAAUGGUAAACGUCCGAGGGGUAAGCCGAAUCGAAGGUGGGAAGAUUGCAUUAAAGCCGAUCUGAAGGGACUGGGUUUGGACAGCAAACGGUGGAGGGAGGGGCCAGGUGUGAAAUAUGCUGACAUCAGGUGCGGUGUUCCUCAGCAUCACUCUUGUAAAUCUCAUUAAAUUUUAUUUUCACGCGUACAUACAAACACACACACAUACACGAGGAAGCGAUUUUGGAUAUAUUUAUACACAAUAAAAUAGAAUCCAAUGCAUGUAAUUUUGUAGUGUUUAUGGACUAAUGAGUGUUAUUGUAUAUAUAAUUUUUUUUUUUAACCAUAUGAUUUAUUUAAAGGAAUUUCAUUGCUCUCUUGAUUUUAUGAUAAAUCAUUAGAUAACGCCUUACUUGGGGAUUCCCUAAGAUAUUUCUUACAUAAUGUAACUGCUAUUUAUAUUAUUUUUAAAACAAAGUCUAUGUAUUGCUAUGAGAAUCAAAUAAAAAUGUAAAAAAAAAAGAAGUAAAUAUUUGGCAUCAUUUCUAUUCCUUUUGAUACAACAAAAAGAGUUAUUCAUUUUUAAUUACUGAUCUUAUUGAUUAAUUUUAGGUUAUGAAUUAAUUUUAGACCUUUAUACAAGUCUAUACUUAUAGACUACAUCAUAUGUGUUGCUCCACUUUGAUUGGUGGGCGGGUGCAAGAUCUCAUGAUCACACUAUGAAUGGAAUUUUGAGUAGCCAUUAUGUUGAAAGUAGAAGGCAAUGCAAUCUACCCAUUUCUAUGAUAUAGGAAUAAGUUCCCAUUACUCCCCUCUCCCCUCCUCCCCUCCCCCAACCCUCUUUUAUAUGGAAAAAAUACCUAUAAUAAUGAAAUAUAUAAUUAAAAAAAAAAAAACUGUACCACUACAGCCCAUGAAGGGUCUUGGAUUUUUUUGUGUCGAAUGGCUCAACAACCAAGCAGUUAGACUGAAGAAGAACUUUAGACAAAAUAUGUUUUAUUUUUUUUUUUUGCCAUGAAGUGGACAGUUGUUCCAAGAUUACAUACAUUAUUUUUUUUUUUUUAAUAUGUUUUACAAUGAAAAUAUUCUGUCUCCUCAUCGAUAAUAUUAUCUAACUGUAUACAAUUAAUAAAUUUUGCAUUAUAUUAAGCAUUGAAAUGGUCAAAUGAAGGUGUAAGAAAUGUUUAUUUAAACAGUACAGUUUGCUAUAUUAGUAUACCUUUACAGUUUCUUAUCUGGUUAUAUUAUGUUUUAUGUUUAUAUUUUUAUUUAAUAUUUAUAUUUAUGUUUAUCCUUUACUUUGAAAAACCUCUUCCGAACGGUGUGUUGGCAUUAGUUUCAAACUUAUAUGAUCCUCUAGCUCUGAAAACAAUGAUAUUAUAAGUAAAAAAAACAAAACAUUAUUAGUAAAAAAAAUGCGAUAUGCAACUUGUAUAAUUAGGUACUUCCAUGAAAAAAAAAUCGCGUAGAUUUGAGCUGCUAUUGAAUCAAAGUGAUAAAGAACUCAUAUAAGACUACACUUUUUAAAUUAAAAAAAAUCAUAUUUAAUCAACAACUUCUGUAGCGCGUCUGGGAGGUAUGAUGGGGUCUCCAGGUGUGGCCUGAGUUCUCUAUACCAUGACUUUUUCGGUUGCCAAAUACGAUACUUUAAAUUUUUUUUCAACUUUCAUUUGUAUACAUGCAUUUAUAACAGCUCGAGAGCUGACAUGGUGAGAGUAAAAACGGAAAUAUAUUUUUGGACUAAAGGUUUGAAGCUGGAAAACUAUGUCCAAAAAGUAUAAAAAAUAUCCAACGGAAUAUGUGGCCAUGAGAGAUGACCGACCUGAUUAAGGCCCAUCCCUCCCAAGAAUGAUAGUGCAUAAACCUUCCACUACCCCUCCCAAGAUAUUUUAAUCCUAUCUUCUUUUUAAAAACAGUGCAAACGAAAGUAUAAUUUAAAUAUUCGUAGGUUGUAUACAAUUACACAUACUGUGGUCUGUUCCAUGCUUCCACUUGUAUUUUAAUUUGAAACGUUUCAUUUUGAAAAUUAAUAACACCGUCGAAAUGUGGCCCCUUCAAAAAGUGCCCCUUCAUAAAUUUGCGUCAUGAAACCCCCUUUUGGGCACCCCUGCGAUAGUUAAUCAAAGUUCAGCAACAUUGAAAGUGGCAAGUACUUGGAUGGGUGACCGCCCAAAUCGGGUGUCCGUCCACCUGGAAAAGUCGGUAAAAAAAAAAAAAAUACAUUAUCAGCUAGAAGUUGGCAGUACAUACCUAACGAGUUUUCUUUGAAACUAAUCAUCUUUGCAAAUAUGCAUUAGAAAAAUUCGUGACUUUUUUCGGUUUUAUCGUUAUGAACUAAUCACCAACUCGAGCGACGAAUAAAAAAUAAAAAUUCAUGUAAGUGACCAAUUAAAUUAUAAAUAAUGUAUGUGAUGUUGAAAUUUUAACUUAAAUAUCUCUAGCUUAAUACAAGAGGUAAUUUGAUUGAAUAUUUCACUCACUGAUGGCUGACAUAUUCUCCUGCUCUUACAUGGAUCUUAUGAUUUCCGGUAUAAGGACAUACUUCCUUAGAUAGUCCUAUCAUGGAACUUAACACUUUUGGGUCACAUGGUUGCCCGUAGAAUCCUUCAGGGUUAUUGAUUGAUUCAGCAAACACCUCUACAGCUCUGUGAUGAUUGCAGCUCU